CAUAAAACAUUUUUGACGUUGGAUGGGUUGAUUGAAACGUCCUGUCGUUCGAUUAUCGAAUGAUGAGUGAAAUAGAGUUUUUAUUAAAUAAUUAAUCGAAAAUAUAUUUAAUACAUAUGCAAAACGAUGUCCGACAUCAAUAUGGAGAAGUUUGCAGUUUCAGAUUUCGUACCAGAACGUUAUGUGAAGGAGUUAGCGAGGUCAUGUGUCGGAGGGGAGGAGCUGCAGCAGCAAAAGGUAAAAAUUGAAGGCUUAGCUGAAGAAACAGCUAAUGCACUUAAGAAAAAUGUUUACGAAAAUUAUAUGCAGUUUAUUGAAACUGCUACCGAAAUAUCCCACCUGGAAGCCGAAAUGUAUAAACUUUCGCAUUUGUUGAGCGAUCAGAGAACGGUGCUCACUACUCUGUCCCAAGCGUCAAUUUUAGGUAAUGAUAAUGCUUUAUCGCGUGAAUCACUCGAUAACCAUGACUUAGAAGCUGAAAGAGUUGAAGAAGAGCGGAGAAACAAACUUAAUCUAAUUACAGAAAAGGUUGAAGGUUGCAUGAAUUUAUUAGAUGUACCCGAUAGAAACUUACUACAUGAGGGAGAUUUGCUUGAAAUAGACGCUGAAGAAAACACUGCCUUACAAAGAAUGCAUGUCUACUUAUUCAAUGAUUGCCUAAUGUUGACAUCUUGGAUUUCCAAUAGACGUGGCCCCAUGAGAUAUAAGUUUCAAACUAGUUAUCCUAUUAGUACCUUAGCUGUAGUUAAUGUUCGAGAUUUAGGUACUGUAAAACAAGCUUUCAAGGUGCUAGCAUUUCCUGAUACUAGAGUAUUUCAAUGUAAUAGUUUAGCGAUUAAAAAAGACUGGCUUGAUAAGUUUGAGUCUGCUAAGAAAAUGCACAUAGAGAAAGAAACCUUAAAACAAAAGAAAAAGGAUAGUACGGAUAAGCCAAAACCUGAAAUGCUCGAGUCUCCAAGCCUCUCAGUGGAGGAAAUACCAUCUCCACAAAUAACUCCGUUGCCCGACUGGCUGGCUGAUGUAAUUGAAGAAUUAGAUGUGCUUAUUGUUGAAAGACACUUCCAAAAAACUUAUGAUUUAAUGACCACUGCACAAAAAACUUUAAACACUGAAGAGUUCAAAAAUCACCCACAGAGAGCUGAUAUUUUAAAAAAAAUUGAUCAAAAGCAAAAGGCAUUGACAGAGAUUUUAUUGAAGGAACUGGAUGUCACUCACAACUGGAGUCCCAGGGGUGGGUUGAGAUCCUCACGCCAUCCUGUACAGAUACUCAAUAAGUUUAAUAUGACAAGUCAAGCUUGUGAGCUGUUUCUAGAUAUCUGUAGUCACACAGUCAAAGCUCAUGUGAAAGGAGUUCAAUUAGAGGGUUCUAUACUUAGUUAUGUAAAGCAAGUGGGAGAUGUAUUCUUUUGCUCUCUGAGCGAUGCCUUAAUAGAGUUUACUACCUUAUUUCCUAAGAAUAAAGUAAGCAGUUUCAUUGUCUGGGCUAGUAUGCAGCUUAGGAUACUGAUGAGUCAAAUUAUUAAACAAGUAUUCACACCGCAAUGUGCUUUGGAUUCCAUAUUAAAUUGUGUUCAGAGUUUGAGACAACAGUGUGAACUGUUCUGUGAGUUUGGUCUCGAUUUAAGAUUUCAAAUGAAUAGUUGUUUAAGAACCCCAAUUAUAAAAGCAUUAAAAGAAUAUAAAGAAAAGGUUGUUGACUCCAUGAAGACUAAAGUAUCAGAAGAUAAAUGGACACCAGUUAACUUGCAUACUAAAGUUGGUACUAAUAAGUUUUUAUUACAAAUGACAGAUUUAGGAUUGAAUUUGACAAAAUAUGUAAUUAAUGAAACAUGGGUGGAUUUAUCCAGCAGUACAAUAUGGUUUGUACAAUCGGUUUUGACUCUUCAAACUAUUGGCCUUAAAAUUGUAACAAAAGACAUGAUGGAUGUUGUUGAUGAAUGUAUUUAUGCUAUUUAUAAUGCAAGGCUGAUGUUGUCAGUAGGCAAUGACACAAGUUAUUCACAAAAAAAUUAUAAAUUUUUAUUAGAUAUAGUUAUGCCUCUUCUGCUUAGAAGUUACAAGGAAGAAGUUGGCUAUGAAAAUGAAAAAUUAAUGGGUUUGGCUAAAAAGUAUGGUGUCAAUGUUGCACCACCAAAGAAAUCCAACAUCACAAAGUAUACAAGCAAUGAGUAUUUAUGAGAAUAGUAUGAACAGAUAAUAAUGUGUAUAU
Messenger RNA from Zerene cesonia (dogface butterfly), 2209 nucleotides. It is a transcript of the gene Exo84, whose product is annotated as exocyst complex component 8. Gene Ontology annotation, cellular component: exocyst. NCBI's taxonomy places the organism in Eukaryota, Metazoa, Arthropoda, Insecta, Lepidoptera, Pieridae. The transcript has a single exon. The record is from RefSeq and is a predicted model, not a curated record. Gene Ontology annotation, biological process: Golgi to plasma membrane transport; exocytosis; intracellular protein localization. Bases 127 to 2178 code for a protein of 683 amino acids.